GUUCUCGAACUUUUGUUCAAAAUGAUUUGUGCGAGUCGUUAUCGGCCUUUCGUUGCUCUUCACCGCUAAGACUUACUCACUUCCUACCUCUAUCACCCACAACACAGGCAACGAAAGCGCUCGAGGACAAUAGGCCUAAGUAGAACCUCCGAGAAGUCGCGGCUGCACCGCGCGCUUCAUAGCUUUUCCAUGCUUUGAAGAAUUUGUUGCGAUACCGCCUAGUACCUUUUAGUUCUACCGAAAUUUUUCCCGCUCGAUACUGUUUUUCCUGUUCUUUCUCCACCUCUUUUUUUUUCUGUACGUUUGUGUCAGCUAUAGAAAACCAGUUCGUGUCAAAGUAUUUUCAACAACUAGAAAGAAUGAAAAGUAGAUAGACAAACACCUCAGACUACAACAUCUUCCCCUAACAACAUCUUCCCUCAACAAGAACAAUUUUCAAGCGACGGAGACACGUCGACCGUUGAUAUCUUCCGCAGCGAAAAACGAACGGCAACUCCUACAGCAGUGCAGACCUAGCUGUGUUCCUUCCAACAUCGAUCACAAUCAAGCAGCACCGCCACAGGACCAUGGUGGACCUAAAACCUGCUGCCGACCGGCUGCCGUUGGGUGAGAAAAAGGUCACCUUGCGAACCCGCAAGGAGGUACAGGACAAGGGCAAGAAGCUGCACCUCGUCAGUGCUCCAGGCUUAGCCGCGAGGAGGAACGCGGGUGGUGGUGUGCGACUGCAGCCGCGAAAGGAUGUUGCGGUGGCGGGUCACAGUGCGAGCGGCACUAUGGGAACGAAUAUGGUCGCGACUAAGCAGCCACAAAGCAGCAAGAUCGCGCUCGUCAUGAAGAAACGAAGGUAUUUCUUUUUGCUGCAUUUAUUUUUUUAUGGUUUGGUGUCUAGGCGGAUAAAAAAAAUGGAGAAAGACAAAGUCAAAACACGGCACGCUGUUCUGGGCGAGAGCCUGUAGAUUCCUUCGACCAUCAUGCGUGCGAGCGUGAGUAAUUCAAUUGUGUGAAGAACAAAUAUCAUAACAGCAAUAGUCCAAACUCGGGCGCUCUGGCGGAGAUAAUGGGCGUCGAGAAAGCCGACCUUGCUGUCGCACGCGACAUGGACCACCGUGGCAGCGGCGACAAGAGGCAGGGAAGACACCGUAUACGCAACCUAUUUGUGAAAUGUGAUUUCUUGUAUAACUGAAAUGGUGGAAGAACUUGGGACAGUAAAGAGAAUCUAAAUUGUGGAGUAGUUGUGUUUAGGGAUUAUCAUGAUCGUCUUUUCCUGCUCAUGUGAAAUUAUUUUCACAACUUACAAUCCUCCAAAAUAGGCACCUCGCACAGUGGGUCGCCGGGCAAGCCGGUGAGGUUGAAAACGAACCACGAAACCCAGCAGAAGCUGCUGCAGAAAAACCAGCGCGACCAGCCGGUGAAGUUGACGUCGCGCAACUUGCAGCAGUACGAGCAGCUGCACACCGGUUCCACGGUGGUAAUACCGCACGAGAACCGGGUCGUGGUCACCGCACAACCGGAAACGACCGCGUCUAACCCGGAGCAAACGCCCGCGCCGCGGUACGCAGCGCCGAAGGAUCUCGGCCUUCCCGAGGAGGGUUUUGACAGCAUCGGCAAGACUUCUCAGGCGGAGAAGGAAGCAGGAACAACCAGAAGAGACCCAGUCUCUUCUGGUCGCCGUGGAAACACCAGCAAGAAGCAAGACAAGGAACAAGUAGAACAGAAUGCUACAACCAGCGGAAGUAGAGAUACAACUACUGCUAAGGUAGUAAAGCACACAGCAUCAUCAACCGCAAACAAGAACGCAGAGACCGCGGCCACUUUUCUGCCGCUGCCGCGCGAGAGGACCCGGGAAGAGCAGAUGCAGCAGGAGAGUAAAGAGAAGUACAACAAGGAGCAAACUGUUACGAAUAACACGGCAGUUCUUCAGGAUGAACCGGAGGCAUCCGGUAGCAGCUCGGAUUCCGACUCCUCGUCUAUAUCAAAUGUAAAAAUGUCUGGGUCUGGAAGGUUGCCAGGUUUGUCAUGCAUAUUUUGAAUGAUCCAUGAUGUCUGUGAUCCAUGCCCUAGCGUCACAGAUCCUUAGAGGGCUUUGUGAUGCCUCUACCGCAUGAGAAAUGCCCUUUCCGCGUAGCAUAAACUGGAGUCCUCUUGCUGGUCAGGCAACACAAAUUUUUUUAGAAUCCAGAGACAGCAUUACAUUUUCCAGACCCAGACAUUUUUACAAUCCAUAGUCUAGUUGCUCGGACGACUCGGAUUCCAGCUCGGGGGAGAGCUCCCAGGAGCCGGCGGGCCCAGUCGGUGUAGUUGUACAGCAACCCGCCCCGGGUGCAGCAAGAGCAACCGUCGAGCCGGAGUAUCAGAUCGUUUAUGGCCCCGGGGGCGUCCCGCACCGCAUCCCGCUGCCCGCGGCAACGACGGCCCCGGCGGUGCAGACAAAUAAGGGAGCCGCGGGUGGAAGUAGUAAUCUUGCGACAUCAAACACCAAUCCGGCGAACGGACAGAGGUCUACUGCUGCGCAGCAGGGGAACAAUCAUUAUCAGAGUGUGGUCGCGUCUGGUACAACAACCGCAAAAGUCAAAGAUGGUAAAAACACUACGCAGAACAACAAAUUGAGCAGCACCACCACGGUUUCCAACAAGAAUGGGGCAUCGACGAUGAAGCAGCAAGAGAUUCCUUCGGACCGGUCCGACUCUUCGUCCGACGACGAAUCCGACGUCUCGGAUAUUACAAGGAAAAAUGCCCCCACCCCCGAACUUGGGAGCAUUUGUAUUGCAAACCUUUCCAAAAGAAACACUCGCCCUCUUGCAUCUUUCAGCAUCACAGAUUUCCAAUCGUGAAUAGCAAAAAUUUGUAUUGCAAAAGAUCCCAGCAAGAGCGGCGCUUGUCAUGCAAGCGAUGCGAUAUACACCUAGACCCUGCAUCAGAAAGAUUCAUAGUCCUUUCAUGCAUGACAGAAAGUUUUCAUUUGGAAACUUCGCAUCACAAACGUUUGCAACUGUGGGGGUGGGGGCAUUUUUGACUGUAAUAUCGGAAGAAAACUCACCCUCGGGGAGGAACGUGAAGCGCAGCUCCGGCGGAGUACAAAAGCGCGGAGCGAAUGCGGUUGCUCCACCCCCGCAGAGUAGUUACAACAGCGGUGGCCGCGCCGGAGGUACUACAGGGCCGCCGCGGGAACCGCACACCAACGAUAACCAGCUGUCGAACAAGCGGCAACGGAAGCGGAGCGCUUCGGAGGUCGAGAAUAACCAAAGGGCCGGCGCGGGAAAGAAGUUGUACAAGCACGAAAAUAAUAAAUCCAAGGGAGACGACGUGUAUUCGAGCGACGAAAGGGUCGCGGGCGGCCAGCCGGGGCAGAGGGGGGCCAGGACCAAGCAUUACGACGGGCGCGCGAAGACGAGCAACGAGGACAAAGACGAACCGCAGGCGACCAAGCACCGCGGCCGCGGACACCGGGAGAAGGAGCAGCGCGAGGCUGAAAAGCAAAGGGACGCGGCGAAGCUGCGAGGAGUAGACCCGGAGCAGCGACGAGCGGGGCGGCCCGCGGGGCGAAGAGAGGAGAGGGGCGAGCAGCCAAAACCGCAGAAGCGAAACGACAGUCGUGCGGCGGCCGGAAAAGUUGUACCUGGCCCUGCGAGGGGGAGGGAAGGAAAAAAGGAGCUUGGCAAGCGCGAACGAUCCCGAGGCGACGAUUCAGACGGCGACAACUUCUAUGGACAACAGAUCGAGGAGCCGCCGAAGCGGCGACGGGAAGAGCGCCGGGAGCAAUCCCGGGGAGUGGCCAGGGAACGCACGGGAGGCCAAAGCCCGUUACCCGGCUAUGUCGGCCCCAAAAGUUCCAAGAACAAGGACCACUUAGUUUCGGUACCGAUGAUUUUUUUUCGAGAAACCCUAGUUUUGCGGACCAUACGAUCAUCACGACCGCUAUGAUCUCGUGGUUUGUCUUGACGAUUUUCAAAAGCAGCGAGAAGAGUAUUCGGUUUCUACAUCUCAAAAAUUUCGAAAACAGCGCGGCGACAAGUAUCGUGCGUACGACAGCGACGCAGAGGCGGGCGGCCCGGGCCCGAAAUACAGCCGGCGCGAGGACGCCUCACCCGAGCCGGUGCCAAACAGACGGAACGAAGUGAAGAAGCUGCCCCGGGAACACCGACCCGCACGAGGACAGUCCCGCGAUGGGAACCGGGACCACCGAGCCCAGCAAGAUCGGCAUGCGGAAGAUCCGCCUGGCAAGCGAGGGAACAACAGCCGGCGGCGAGAAGGCGGACCCCCGCCGGACACCAAACCGAGCGGUCGCCACGAGGAGCGCCGGGAACAGCCCCACCGGCGAGGGCGCGAGACUUCGAAGGAAAACAGCGACGCAGCGAGGAGUAGGGGUGCAGCUCUCGCGGCGCCGGCCGCCAAGAACCCGCCCCGGCGGGGGCGCGAAAGCCGGGGGAAGGGAGAAGAGGAAAAUGACCGGUACCGUAGCUACGAGAAGUCGUCCAGUAACCAGUACUACGGGCGGCCGGUGAGUAGCUCGAGCAACAACAAUUACACGACCGGCGACAAAAAUCACAAGGGCAACCACCCUGUGGUUACCCGUGGCCACGAGAAGGACCCCGAACCGCACCAGCGGAAGGUCGUGGGCCACAGCCGCUACGAGGCGGAGAUUCGGCGGGAGCAGCGGCGCAAAGAAGCCAAGCGGAAUUAUGUGGUCGACGACCGGCGCGAGCGCGACACCCACCGCGAGAACCCCGACCGCCGCCGGGCCGAGCGGGCGGACCGCAAGGCCUCGGACUCCAACGACGACCGUCCUGCGCACCACAAGUCCAACGCGCAGCUCGUGAUGGGCGGCAAUCGCGUCGCGAAGACCAUGGGCUCCCGCUUUUAUCGCGAUCGGGAGGAGAAGGAGAAAGCCGAGAAAAAAACCGUGACGCUCGUGCAAAACAACGCAAGUCGCCGGGGCAAAGAUCGAAGUGGAGAAAGGGAGAAAGACAGGAAGCGACCCGCGUCCCCGGCCCGUUCCGGAGAUGACCAUCGCGAGAAGAAGAAGGCGGUCUUGUCCCCAGCGCCGAGGGCGAAGCUGACCGCGCGCCGCGACGUGGAGAACCGAGCCAAGCAGGCGUAUCAAAUGCAAAAGUGUCUGGGUCUGGAAACUUGUGAUGCUGAGUGGCGUAGCAUGAGGAGGCCACAAGUGCUGGCUCAGCAUGACAAAUUUCUGAGCUUGUAGGUGUUACCCAUUCUGCAUGACAAACUGCGUCUCCGCAUGAGAGAAAAAUGCGGCUCUUGGGCAACGUGCAUGACAGCUUUAAGAGUCAUGCCAGACAAGCAUGACAAACAUGCAUAUUUCCAGACCCAGACAUUUUAACAUUUGAUAAGGCGGAGCGGGAGGCGAAAGAGGAGACGCGGAGCAGCAGGCGCGGAACCCCCGCGUUGGCGCCACGCGCAACCCCGGAUGAGGACGUUUUGUCUUCUAGCGACGAGAACAAAUGAUGACGAUUGUUCGUAGACUGUUAUGUAAGAGGUUGUGAGCCUCUUGAACUUGAUCCCUGAGAAUAUUUUCGUCGACUUAGUUUGUUGAACUGGUCAACAGAGUUUUCCGUUAGUGACAAGGGAGGUGGAGUCCGAACUACACUGCAGGUUUUUCCCGCACUGCUGUCAUGUACUAGCAAUCGGCUGCUCCGCGUCAGGAGUCAGGAGCAGCGUGUAUAUGACACAUGACGAGAAGACUUAGUGCUCAGUAUGACGACGUGCCGACUCCUGUCGCGCGUCCAUAUGAAGUUCCACUGUUGUCACAAAUGAAAGGAGGCAUUACUGCGACUCAGCGAGCGAAGACUUUUGUGGUUUCUUGUGCCAGAACAACACCUAACCCUCAGACCAGGAAUGAAUGGAUGAAAAGGAGCCGACACAACGAGGAAUCCUUCCGGAAUUUGCGGAUACGACUCUUAGCGAAUAUAGUAGGGGUUAUUUUUUUUUUAUACCACGACACAAAAUGAUAUGUAUAAAAUUUAUCAAAGACUUUCAUACUUCUAUGCGACAAACACCAUUUUCAUCUUUUGUCCGGAUUUUGGAAACCUGACUGAAUCAGCGG
Amoebophrya sp. A120 is the source of this 6061-nucleotide messenger RNA. Lineage: Eukaryota; Dinophyceae; Syndiniales; Amoebophryaceae. The record is from the annotation of a GenBank genome assembly.